AUGGCAGUGUCUGGAAACGUUGUAAAAACAUUUUUGGAAAAAAUUAACCUCGAAAAAUAUAGCGGAAGACUUGUUGGUCAAGGCUACCAAACUGCUCUUGAUUUGUGUCUUUUAAACGAGGAGGACUUGAAUUUGAUAAGUGUCACAGACAAAGAGGACAGGGAAAAAAUUUUGCAAGCAGGUAGGAAAUCAAACAUCUAUCUGUAUGACCUCUACACCACGAAAUUUAUGCACAGUAUGUCGUAUUGAUUUUCACCCUAAAAAUAAUGUUUUAUUUAUUGCCCACAAUAAUAUUGCCCUGAGUAAUUCCUAACCUACGAUCCUUAGGCUCCUCGAUGUAUUGUUUGUUAGCAAGUUUAUUCAGUUGGACUGUCUGAUUGCCCGGCUCCUAUCAAAAUUCCCAGCUUCUGACGGUGAACAUGGUGAAAAUAUAUUUUUUUAUACCCAUCAGCUUCUGAACUGGAUAUAGAAGUAUGGCUGAAUCACAUGGAGUUGGAUUCUUACAUCAACGAAUUUAAAAGAGAGGGCAUCCAUAGUGUUAAAGACCUAAGGGCCCAUGAGAUUUCAGAUGACCUCCUAGAUGCAUUAGAAGUCAUGAUCCCGGGACAUCGAAAAAGAAUUAAAACUGCAGGUAAAUGUUUACAUGUAAAUAGCAUUUUGUCUAACUAGCUGGGACCGAAGUUGAAAACGUAACGGCUUAUUUUAAAUGUUACAAGAUUCUUCAGCCGAAGCAUUUGAAGUUACAGCGUUGGCCAAUAUGUAAGCUUUAAUAGCAUUUUUUCCUCCCUCUGACUGCAACUCCUAGGCUAAGGGAAUCAAUUUGCCGAUCAGGAGAAAACGAAGCUAAAAGAAAGGGAAAUACAAUGUAAACAUCUAAACAAAAUACAAGGAAUAUUGCUCAUCAUCAAGAAACAAUUAGAUCGUCACUAACGGGGGUUCCCCUUUACAUCAAAGAGAUUAAAAUACUUAGCCAUUGUGCGGCUUUGAAAGGCAAGUUUUGAAGCAUAAACGUUUUUUCCUCCGAAAGAUUGCCAGUGGAUUGCGAAGAAACAUGUCAAUUGAUGAAAGCAGGCGAGCAAAGUUAAAUCUGAUUGACUUUAAUACCUGUCUGUGUUCUCGAACCCUUUUAUAAGCUAUCCUCUUAAAAGUUAUGUUUCAUUUUAAGUAGGCCACUGCUAAUUUCACCUCUUCGGUUGCAUCAGGUAUAACUAAUUCAUGGUUGUAAGCAGAGGGCGACUGGAAUACACUUUAUAAUUUCAGAUUUGCAGAUAAAAAACAUGCGUUUUAUGUAAUUGGGGAUCUCGGACCCUAAAUGUCUUUCUUCCAAACAACCUGCAUCCUCAGGUUGUAUCCUAUGAGGCUCUGCAUUUUUAAAAUGAAGACACAAGCAGGAAUUACUGCUUUUUCAUAAUAAUUUCAUGAAGAAAGUUUUUUCAAAAUAUUCUCUUCUAAAAUAUUAAAUUUUUAACAGGUUUUGGUUUUCUCGCUAUUCGCUGAACACGUGCUCGAGCUAGCUGAGCGCGCUUUGCUAACCCUCCCUGCGCACUGAUUCAUUUUGUUUUUUCUAGUUGACUGUGUAAAUCGCUGAAGGGCUUGUUUUUCAAUUCUGCAACACGGUGAUAAAUUUAUUAUGAAUUAGCCACAAUUUAUUGCCCUAGUAUAUGCAUACUCGUUUAUUUUUUGCGCCAGAGGAAGAGGAGUCGACAAAGGACGAUUAGAAGAAGUAUUUACAGUUAGUUUUGUAUCAGUAAACCCAGGGAACGUAUAGGGUUUUAAAAAACAUUUUCAUUAUGUAGUUGUCCUAAACCAACAUGGAAGUUUAGUUGCUUAAAAACGUCAGAUUCGGUGCCCCGUUUUGAGAAUUUACUUUCGGGAACCCAAGCACCAAUGACGGUGCCAUGAUCUGAGUUUGCUCAUACAAUACAUGUAAUUUCUUUGGUAUAGAUUAACUCUCUCUGUAAUUAGACCAUUGUGAAGGGUACAGUAUUCAGUUUGAGACGGGGCAGCUUUUAAGUUCUUACCUUUUCGCGUGACGGACUAUUUAGUAAUUACACAGUAUUUAAACAUACGUUUUUUGCGAGUAUUAAGCUAUAUCGAGAUGCGAUAUGAUCGUGCUGUCUGUUGGAACUUAAAUAUAAAUUUUAAACGGAAAUCAUUCAGUUUUGCUUUUGCUUUAUCUGUGUUAGUCUAGCAUGCUUGGUUUAAAAAACGCAAAGAGAAACAUGAUUCCGGAAUGAAUUUGUUGUUCGAGCACAACUCUCGUUAAUAGCGCUUGGUUUAAAACCUUUUAGUCUCUGGUAUUUUAUAGCUCUCAGGUAUUUAUCUUCAACAACUGUUGAAUCAAUUCUGCCUGAUUUGUUGCUCACUUUCGUCCUUCUUUCUAUCAAUGCAAAAUCAUUAAAAGCCACCUUACUCUUUGUUUAAAUCCUAACAAGUCUUUCAACGAACAACUCCGACUCGGAAGCGUUUAGUUGCACCGUUCUGUACUGACUGCCUAAUCGAUGCAUUUUUAUACCCUUUAGGUUGUUUUAAUUUUUGUUUAUGUUUAACCAUCAUAAGACCAUAUAAAUUAAAGCAAAUUUAGUGUUUAGUAUUGCUUUUUCAUAAAAAUUAGUUUUAUAUGGUUUUAACAAGUUAGUCAAAAAAGCAAUGAUCCUGCCUUUCUUCAGCGUAAUCAAGCAAAGUGAAUGUUUAUUUAUAGAGGUGCUUACUUAAUUACAGUCUUUUAAAACUACCCUAGAUAAUAUUUUGUAUCCAAACUGCAAACAUGUGUUAGUCCCAGUAUGCUGAAUUUUAAAAUGGUCUACCUCAAAAUUCUGAAGAAUACGAAAGAUGAAAUUAUUUAUCAUGGUUUUUGUUAUUAUUUCCACCGGCAGUAUCGUUUCUAAAUUCAAACAUCUCCGGCCCUGAUGAUGUGAGUGUUUCCGCGGUGGUAAUAGGUUACUGGGGCCAGCCAACAGAAAUGGAAGGAAAUAACUUCGAUUUCCUUUGCGUCCCUGGUUUUCUCAAGUCCAGCACUGGAGAGGGUAUGUAGGGUGUACUGAUUUUAUAAUGUUCUUUGUUCCCAUUGCUAAGAAAAGGCCCCUGUUACAGAAAACUCAACAGUCAGUUGAAAAUAUGAGUCAUUUCAUAUAUUUCCAUUCAAGUCGGCCAUAUGUUAGCCUAAUACAGGCUUUAACCAGAUCACACGUGUAAAACAAGACCCAGUCAAUUGGUUAGUCAGUCAGUUGGCCAAAUCAGUAUAACUCAGCUUGUCAGUAACUCCAGACAAAUAAGCAGACAAUCAAUUAUCUACUGGCCUGCUGUUCAAGUUUUGUACCAUCCAGUUGGCUUAAAGCAGAGUCAAUCAUUCAUUGAUCAUUCAGUUUUUAAAGCCAGGCAUCAAGCAAGAUUUCAGUGAGUGUCACUUGUUCAGAGAGUCUGGCAUAAGGCAGAUUGGGCUCUCUUGUUACCAGGAAAUCCUGACUGACUUGUUACUAACUGUCAGUCAGUUGCAUAGUCAACCAGUCAGCCAGCAGCGCUCCAGUCAAACAGUCUAUCAGCCACAGUCACAUAGUCAGUGAGUUAGCUAGCAAGUCAGUCAGUCAGUCAGUUGCUCAUUUAGCCAGUCAAUCAACAGGUCUGAAACAGGGGCAUUAUGGGCUCCUGCAGUCAGGCUGUCUGUCAGGGAGUCAAUCCAUUAGUCUUCCAUUCCAGCCAGUAGCAAGUCAGUCAGUCAGACAGUCAGACAAUCAGUGAGUCAGCCAGAAAGUCAGCCAAUCAGUUGGUAAUUUAGCCAGUCAGCCAACAGGAGCAUGGGCUUCUGCAGUCAGAAAGUCAAUCAGUUGCAUAGUCAACCAGUCUUCCAGCCAGCAGGAAGCCAUGCAGUCAGUCAGUCUAUCAGCCAGUCAAACAGACAGGCAAUCAUUGAGUCAGCCAGAAAGUCAAUCACAAAGUUGGUCAUUUAGCCAGUCAGUGAAUAGGGGCAUCAUGAGCUCCUGCAGACAGGCUGUCAAUCAACCAGUCAAUCAGUUGCAUAGUCAACCAGUCUUCCUGCCAUCAGCAAGCCAGUCAAAUAGUUAGACAGUCAGACAAUCAGUGAGUCAGCCAGAAAGUCAAUCAGUCAGUUCGGUCAUCACCCCUCCUAUUGUUUUCCUACCAGACAGGUUAUAUUUUGGAAGGUCAGAAAGGCCAGACCCAGGCCAAAAAGGCCAAAGGCAGGGCAAAAAGUCCAAACUCAAAUAACCUGUCUAGUAGGAAAACAAUAGGAGGAGUGAAAACAAUAGAAAUGUGUUGGUGGUGGUAGUGGUAAUGGAGGGAAACAAUAAAAAUGAGUGAAUAAGCCAGAAAGUCAGUCAAUCAGUUGGUAAUUUAGCCAGUCAGCCAACAGGAACAUGGGAUCCUGCAGUCAGAAAGUCAAUCAGUUGCAUAGUCAACCAGUCUUCCAGCCAGCAUCAAGCCAAUCAGUCAAUCUAUCAGCCAGUCAAACAGUCAGGCAAUCACUUAGUCAGCCAGGCAGUCAGCUAAUCAGUUGGUCAUUAAGCCAGUCAGUCAAUAGGAGCAUCUUGAGCUCCCGCAGUCAGGCUGUCAAUGAGCAGUCAAUUAGUUGUAUAGUCAAUCAAGUCUUCCAGCCAACAGUAAGCCAGUCAGUCAAUCUAUCAGUCAGACAAUCAGUGAAUCAGCCAGAAAGUCAGUCACUAAGUUGAUCUUUUAGCCAGUAAUUCAACAGGGGCAUCAUGGGCUCCUGCAGUCAGGCUGUCAAUCAGUUGCAUAGUCAACCAUUCUUCCAGCCAGCACCAAGCCAGUCAAACAGUCAGGAAAUUAGUGAGUCAGCAAGAAAGUCAAUCAAUCAGUUGGUCAUUUAGCCAGUCAGUCAACAGGAGAAUCAUGAGCUCCUGCAGUCAGGCUGUUAAUCAGACAGUCAAUCAGUUGCAUAGUCAACCAGUUUUCCAGCCACCAGCAAGUCAGCCAGUCAAACAGUCAGCGAGUCAACCAGGAAGUCAGUCACUAAGUAUGCUGCUCCAAGUAUGCUGGUUCACUUACCCAUUCAGCAAAUAGAGAGAAUGGAAUAGGGAGGCCAAUUGUUAAAUUAAAACUAUAAUCUCUGAAAUAGUUUACCUUCAUUUGCUGUGUGAGAAUGUCUCAACUGCAUUAUCAGGGAUGUACAGGUUUUAUUAACUUAAUUCAAAAGGGUACUUUUUUGUUAAAAAAUAUAGAAAGAUAUGAGCCGCGAUAAGAUACUUUGAGUUUGUGAUAAAAACAAAACACUCUUAAAACAGAUCCUAGAGACUAAUUCGUUUUAAGGCGAUGUUAUACUUGACAAUUCACAGCGACUUUUUAAAGGCAACACAGCGUUACGACAUUGUUGCGUCAUUGUUUCGAAUUGUUGCAACAUUUUUUCAACAUUGUUACUCUUAAAAACGUCUUUGCAAAUCACUUCGUUUAAUAUCACCUUUAGGUUUACAAUGGAUGAAACUAGUCGGCCUGCUGUAGUUUGCCGAUAAUUGGAACAUGAAAAUUGUUUGUUUUUCAGACGCUCAGUCAUCAGGACUCAUUCAGUUUAUAGUUGACAGUGGCAGUGAAGUUGGCGUGACUGUGACGUCACAGUUCAUUAAAGAUCUUCAACUUGAGUAUCUCCAUAACAUAGAAAGUAGAGGCGUCCACGCUACGAGAGACAGGCCAGUUUAUCGAGGGGUCCUAAAGCUUGGGUUAGAGGAAUUUGAAGUUGAAGUAAGCUAAUAACACCUUCCAGAGUAUUAUUUUGUUUAUUAACCCUCUUAGGUAUUUUAGUCAAGAGAUUUCUCCUAACAGUAUUAAUACACAAUCAAGAGAAAAGGUUAUGAGAAUUGAGAAAGUGAUCAACAAAGGGAAAAAUGCUUUGAUCUUUUAUCAAAUUCUCCCAACUAAUUCCUUAAGGAAAUGUAUGGAGAUCAGUCAGGAGAAUUGGUAUUUGGAUAUUGCCAGAAUUUCCCAAUUUUGACACUUACUCAACUAGUUAUAAUUCCAUCUUUUUGUUUUUUUUCUUUAACUAAAUGACUGAAAUUGGUUCCAGCUUUCCAUAAAAGGCAGAAACUAAUAUUGAUCUUGAUUACUUUUAGGGUUUCGCCUAUUGAUUCAUCAAUAGCACCUUUAUAAUAAUUUCUAAUCGGUUCCACGGUGAUUUUCUAUCGAAAGAUGUUUCACAUUUACGACAAGUUAAAGCCUUUUGUUAUUAAAAGGGAACCUCUGAUCUUCCUUAAUUUGUCUCGAUUGGGGCAGAACUUAACUGUAGCAGGGAAAACAGCGGAACUUGAGUUUCGUGGCGGUACAACCUUUUACUGGUCAUGUCGCAAUGGAACCACUGAAACGUAGCUCUGCAAAAAGUUCCCUGUAUUUUCAGGCUUAAGUUAACUCUAUUUUGACUUUUGAUUGCAAUGUCUUCUUUUGGACAAAAUUUUUCGAUGCAUGGGGACUUUGCGCCUCAAAAAAACAAAAGACAAAACCAACGAAGCAACUAAAGAAAGUAUCUUACUUUUUCCCGCCAAAAUGGCAGCUCCUUUCCAAAUGUGUGCGCUUCCGAAGUAAAUAUUUGACUAUUAAAGAAAAGAGACAAAAGGCAAAAUACUUUUCUCCCGGACUGUCAAGUAUUUGUCUUAAUGUUUUUCAUCUCUUUUGCAGGUAAUGCCGGACAGAUUUUGUACGGUAGGUGCUGUCGUUAUGAGAAAAUUCAAGCAUUUUAUAAAUGGACAUCUUCAUCGCUGGCUGAAAGAUGACCCACAGGCUCCUGAUAACCCACCAUCACAAGUUGAAGACUGCUAG
Molecule: messenger RNA, 6777 nt
Organism: Porites evermanni
Lineage: Eukaryota; Metazoa; Cnidaria; Anthozoa; Scleractinia; Poritidae
Source: the annotation of a GenBank genome assembly